AUGGCACUCAAGAAGCUCGGUACACAAAUAUGGAUGCCGAUUCUAAUGAUCACUUGGGGCACCAUUCUGGCUGCAACAUCUGCAGUAAAAACUGGACCCCAACUCAUCACUGCUCGAUUUUUCUUGGGACUGGCUUCCGGCGGAUCGCAACCAGGAACGAUUUACUACGCGUCGCUAUGGUUUACGCGACGUGAUCUGUCGGCUCGGCUUGCCAUAUUCUAUACCGGUUCAGGAAACAUAGCUGGCGCAUAUGGUAUAGUCCAUCUAGACGGAGCAAGAGGGUUGGCAGGGUGGCAAUGGCUGUUUAUUAUUGAAGCGCUGCCAGCAAUCGUGCUCGGUGUUCUAUUUUAUGUGCUACUACCAGAAGGUCCGGAAACGGCAAAAUUCUUGAAUGCUCGUGAACGCAAGAUUGUCGUUGAUCGACUAGCAGCAGACAACAGUGGAGACGAUCAAGAAAAGGGGGUUUCCUGGGACCAGUUUCGCGAGGUGUUCCGCGAUUGGAAAACCUACGCGUUUAUCCUGCGGUGCAUUCGAAUGUUUUUGCCAAUCAUCAUACGUGGAUUUGGUUUUGACAGAGUUCUUACACAAGCAAUGACGGCUCCUCCAUAUUUGGCAUCCACAAUCGCCUCCAUAUUAUAUUGUUGCAGCUCUGAUCAUUUCAAAGAACGUGGCCUUCACAUUGUCGCAGGCGCCAUCGUGUCUCUCAUUGCGUUCGCACUGCUUAUUGCAUUGAGAUUUUCAGCUGCUGCAGGUCUGUAUGUAUGUGUAUGCAUCGGUGUCUCGGGAGUGUGCUGUGUUGUAUGUGUUCGAACGGCCUGGGUGAGUAACAAUUAUGGAGGCAAGACGAAGCGGGCAGUGGCUCUCGCCGUUAUAACUGCAACCGGAGGGAUUGGCUCUCCACUGGGCGGUCAAUUUUAUCGUGCUGAUGAUGCUCCCCACUAUCACCCAGACUACCGAUACUUUCUGUGA
Zychaea mexicana is the source of this 969-nucleotide messenger RNA. Its product is annotated as major facilitator superfamily domain-containing protein. Gene Ontology annotation, biological process: transmembrane transport. The transcript is spliced from 7 exons. Gene Ontology annotation, molecular function: transmembrane transporter activity. The record is from RefSeq and is a predicted model, not a curated record. NCBI's taxonomy places the organism in Eukaryota, Fungi, Mucoromycota, Mucoromycetes, Mucorales, Lichtheimiaceae. Bases 1 to 969 code for a protein of 322 amino acids. Gene Ontology annotation, cellular component: membrane.